Molecule: messenger RNA, 1666 nt
Organism: Anastrepha obliqua
Lineage: Eukaryota; Metazoa; Arthropoda; Insecta; Diptera; Tephritidae
Product: MTOR-associated protein MEAK7
Exons: 7
Coding region: 169-1509 (446 amino acids)
Source: RefSeq, a predicted model, not a curated record
UUGACACCACUUCAUUUUCCUGGUCAUGUUUUUUUCUUGUAUAUUUUAGUGUAAUAUCGUAUUUUCUUUAAGUUUUACAUGAGACUGCUGUUUCUAUCUAUUUGUACGAUAGAACAAAAAUACAAAUAUUAGUUGAAUGGAAAAACACUGAAGACUGUUAAUUUCAAAAUGGGGAACCAGCACGGGAAGAAGGAGUCUAAAUUGCCUUUUACUUCGGAACAACUUAAAAUGUUAGAAGUAACAUUUCGUGCUUGUGGAGCACAUUCUGAAAAGUUACAAAAGGAGAAGUUGCUGGAAUCCUGGUCAGCUAUUACCGACUCUCAUUUAGCACAGUGCACUGCAAAUUUUCUUUUUAAAACGAUUCAACAGUCGCCAUCUGUAAUUACACUAGCUCGAUAUUCUGAACCGUAUUAUAUAGUCGCGAGUGGAACAAUUGAUGAAAAAGUGAACUUUCUGGCCGCAUCUCUUGAACAAACCGAUACAAAUCAAUAUACAAUUAAGGAACUAGAACAUUAUGUGGCUGCUGUUUUACGGAGUUAUUUAAAACUCGAAUCACAACAGUGUACAGAAGCAUUCGAGAGUUGGAAGCAGCACGGAUACCAGUCAGCGGAACGGACAGUUUACGCAUUUUCAAAAGGACUUAUUCGCAGCUUAUGCCAAGGUCAUGAUCAUUUCCUUAAUUUAAGUCAAUUGGAAGAAUGGCUGCGGACUAAUCCCACUUUUCUAAUAAUGUGGCUCGAAGUUUUUAAUUAUUUAUAUAGUAAAAAUUCCUCAAAGUCCUUUAAAUCGAGCUCUGCUCUAUCCUCAAAUUUACUGCCGGUAUUAGAUGGUUUGGCUAGUGGCACAAAUUAUACACCCAUUUUAGAUAUUCCUCAUGUUAUUUUUGUGAAUAGUAAUUUACCGAACGAACAUCGUAAUAAAUGGCGUUUCUUAUUCUCUUCAAAAAUAAUGGGCGAAAGCUUUUCAACAAUGUUAGGCAAGAUUGUGGGUCGGGGACCUACGCUAUUAGUUAUAGAAGAUGAGGAUCGUUAUGUAUUUGCAGGUUUUUGUCCAGAGUCGUGGUCGAUGAAAUCACAUUUUUUCGGUAAUGAAAGUUCAAUGCUAUAUACAUUGAGUCCAGCAAUGCGUUGUUUUAAUGCUACAGGAUAUAAUGACCAUUAUCAGUAUUUGAAUUUGAAUCAACAAACGAUGCCAAAUGGAUUAGGAAUGGGCGGACAGUUCAAUUAUUGGGGUUUAUGGAUUGACAGUGAUUAUGGCUCAGGACAAAGUAGCGAAUCCUGCACAACCUAUGGCGAUUAUGUACAACUAAGUAAACGCAAAGAUUUUAGAAUACGUAAUCUGGAAGUUUGGGGCAUUGGUGAGGAACCUAAAGAUGAAGAUUCGGAAGAAAUUGAAGGCACUGGAAAGAAUUCAAUAUUGGAUAAGAAUUUAGAGGAUAAAGUUAUGCUCCAAUUGGCUGGCAAAGAAAUGCAUUCUGAAGGUCUCCGUGACCCUGACAUGGACUUGUGAAGAUAUAUUAAUUUAGGAUUAAGCUGAAAACUAAAUGUUUUUUUUACUAUUAAAUGCGAUUAUAUUGUUAAUAAGUUUUCAAUGAUAUUUACAUAAAUACAAUGUAAUAUCAAAGUUAUACAAAGAAUAUUAUACACUAAGGCGUGUAUCCGUCAAA